AGCGGCGCACACUGUCGCAAGGCAUCAAUGUUGUGACGGGUCAAAGGGAUCUAGCUAGGUACCUAAUCGUCGCCUUGAUCGUGUUGAAUUUUAAAGUAAAAGGUAGCUAGCUAUGCUUGCUAUUGAUCUCCGUUUGACAACUGCUACCGGUCCAACAUACAUUAGCUUGCAGUGAAAAGGAACCUCGAUCGUGUUCUGACUGCGCGUGUCACGAAACAAGUCAAGACUGUGAUUGUAGUGUCCAUCAAAGUGGACACCAUUUUAUCAAGGAUAGCUAGCUAGCUAGUCUAUUCCAAAUCGACUAAAAACACUGGCCUUCGCGUUGUGAAUGGGUUUGCGAUAGCAAACUACUGCUACAGAGAGGGGAGCGCGUCAUCCAGUAAAAUGGAAACGGCAGAUGAAGCAGAUAUAUGUCGUGUGUGUCGUUCGGAGGGGACUCCAGACAAGCCCCUGUACCACCCCUGUGUAUGCACCGGCAGUAUCAAGUUCAUUCAUCAGGAAUGUUUGGUCCAGUGGCUGAAGCACAGCAGAAAGGAGUACUGUGAAUUAUGCAAGCACAGAUUUGCUUUCACACCAAUUUACUCCCCAGACAUGCCCCCCCGCCUGCCCAUCCAGGACAUCUGUGCUGGCCUGCUGACCAGUGUGGGCACGGCCAUACGAUACUGGUUUCAUUACACACUGGUGGCCUUCGCAUGGCUGGGGGUGGUUCCCCUCACUGCAUGUCGAAUCUACAAGUGUCUGUUUACCGGCUCCGUGAGCUCGCUCCUGACGCUGCCAUUGGACAUGCUUUCCACAGAGAACCUGCUGGCGGACUGUCUACAGGGCUGUUUCGUGGUGACGUGUUCGCUGUGUGCUUUCAUCAGCCUGGUGUGGUUAAGAGAGCAGAUUGUCCAUGGUGGUCCCCCACUGUGGCUGGAGCACCACCAGCAGCCCCAGCCCAACGCAGCCGGACAACAGCCCAACGAGGCUGCAGGUGCAGGUCAGGGAGCAGCUGAUGACCCCCCUGCAGUCCCCCCUGCCCCCGCCGCCCCUCCAGCUCACAACGAGGCAGAACCAGAGCCCCCAGACGGCCUCCCAGAACAGGGGGAGGAGCCAGAACUAGACAAUGAAGAAGAGGGAGCGGCGGCUGAAGAUGCGGACGCCAACAAUGGAGCUCAAGAUGAUAUGAACUGGAAUGCUCUAGAAUGGGACAGAGCAGCAGAGGAGCUCACCUGGGAGAGGAUGCUUGGACUGGAUGGCUCCUUGGUGUUCUUAGAGCAUGUGUUCUGGGUUGUGUCUCUGAACACUCUCUUCAUCCUGGUGUUCGCGUUCUGUCCAUACCACAUUGGUCACUUCUCUGUCGUGGGACUUGGCUUUGAGGAAUAUGUUCAAGCUUCCCAUUUCGAGGGCCUGAUCACGACCAUCGUGGGGUACAUCCUGCUGGCCAUGACGCUCAUCCUCUGCCACGGGUUUGCGGCUCUGGUCAGGUUCCAGAGGUCCCGCCGUCUACUAGGGGUCUGCUAUAUUGUUGUCAAGGUCUCUUUGCUGGUCGUCGUGGAGAUAGGAGUUUUCCCCCUCAUCUGUGGCUGGUGGCUCGACAUCUGCUCUUUAGAGAUGUUUGAUGCGUCUCUAAAGGACAGAGAGCUGAGUUUUAAAUCUGCUCCAGGCACCACCAUGUUCCUCCACUGGCUGGUGGGAAUGGUCUACGUCUUCUACUUCGCAUCCUUCAUCCUCCUACUGAGAGAGGUGCUGAGGCCUGGGGUCCUGUGGUUUCUGAGAAACCUGAACGAUCCAGACUUCAACCCAGUCCAGGAGAUGAUCCACCUACCUAUCUACAGACACAUCCGCAGGUUCAUCCUGUCUGUGGUACGUACAUCUACAGACACAUCCGCAGGUUCAUCCUGUCUGUGGUACGUACAUCUACAGACACAUCCGCAGGUUCAUCCUGUCUGUGGUAUGUACAUCUACAGACACAUCCGCAGGUUCAUCCUGUCUGGUACGUACAUCUUAAGACACAUCCGCAGGUUCAUCCUGUCUGUGGUACGUACAUCUACAGACACAUCCGCAGGUUCAUCCUGUCUGUGGUACGUACAUCUACAGACACAUCCGCAGGUUCAUCCUGUCUGUGGUAUGUACAUCUACAGACACAUCCGCAGGUUCAUCCUGUCUGUGGUACGUACAUCUACAGACACAUCCGCAGGUUCAUCCUGUCUGUGGUACGUACAUCUACAGACACAUCCGCAGGUUCAUCCUGUCUGUGGUACGUACAUCUACAGACACAUCCGCAGGUUCAUCCUGUCUGUGGUACGUACAUCUACAGACACAUCCGCAGGUUCAUCCUGUCUGUGGUACGUACAUCUACAGACACAUCCGCAGGUUCAUCCUGUCUGUGGUACGUACAUCUACAGACACAUCCGCAGGUUCAUCCUGUCUGUGGUACGUACAUCUACAGACACAUCCGCAGGUUCAUCCUGUCUGUGGUACGUACAUCUACAGACACAUCCGCAGGUUCAUCCUGUCUGUGGUACGUACAUCUACAGACACAUCCGCAGGUUCAUCCUGUCUGUGGUACGUACAUCUACAGACACAUCCGCAGGUUCAUCCUGUCUGUGGUACGUACAUCUACAGACACAUCCGCAGGUUCAUCCUGUCUGUGGUACGUACAUCUACAGACACAUCCGCAGGUUCAUCCUGUCUGUGGUGGUGUUUGGUUCUAUCGUCCUCCUGAUGCUGUGGCUGCCCAUCAGGAUGAUAAAGGUCUUCCUCCCUGCCUUCCUCCCCUACAACGUCCUCCUCUACAGUGAUGCCCCAGUCAGUGAACUCUCUCUAGAGCUGUUGCUGCUGCAGGUGGUUCUGCCAGCUCUCCUAGAGCAGGGUCACACACGGCAGUGGCUCAAAGGUCUGGUCAGGACCUGGACUGUUAGUGCUGGAUACCUACUAGACCUCCACUCUUACCUGCUGGGUGAACAGGAAGACAAUGAGGCCAACCAGCCUGUCAACAACAACAACAACCCUGCUCCCGGUCACCAUAACAACAACCCUGCCCAUGUUGUGGGGGAAGGGCUUCAUGCAGCCCAUCAGGCCAUAUUACAGCAGGGUGGACCUAUAGGCUUCCAACCCUACCAACGCCCUCUACGCUUCCCCUUUAGGAUCGUCUUGCUGAUAGGCUUUAUGUGUGUCACUCUGCUGGUGGCCAGCCUGGUGUGUCUGACAUUACCAGUUUUUGCGGGCCGUUGGCUGAUGUCGUUCUGGACGGGUAGCUCUAAGAUCCAUGAGCUGUAUACAGCAGCGUGUGGUCUGUACGUGUGCUGGCUGUCCAUCCGCGGUGCCACCGUGCUGUUGGCCUGGAUGCCCCAGGGACGCACCAUCAUCAUGAUCAAAGUCCAGGAGUGGACUCUCAUGAUUCUGAAGACCCUGGUAGUAGCAUUGCUGGUGGCAGGUGUUAUUCCUCUACUGCUGGGCCUGCUGUUUGAGCUGGUGAUCGUUGCUCCGCUACGCGUUCCUCUGGACCAGACACCUCUCUUCUACCCCUGGCAGGACUGGGCUCUGGGGGUGCUCCAUGCCAAAAUCAUCGCUGCCAUCACCCUCAUGGGUCCCCAGUGGUGGCUAAAGUCUGUCAUAGAACAGGUGUAUGCUAACGGCAUCAGGAACAUCGACCUCCAUUUCAUUAUCCGUAAGCUGGCUGCCCCUGUCAUCUCAGUGCUGCUGCUGUCCCUGUGUGUCCCCUACGUCAUAGCAGCCGGGGUCGUACCUACCGUAGGUGUGACUCCAGAGAUGCAGAUUCUGAUACAGAGGAGGAUCUAUCCGUUCCUCCUGAUGGUGGUGUCCAUCAUCGGCAUCCUCUCAUUCCAGAUACGACAGUUCAAACGCCUUUACGAACACAUCAAGAACGACAAGUACCUGGUUGGCCAGCGGCUUGUCAACUAUGAACGCAAGGCGAGGGGAGCCAGCUCUGUCCCGCCCCCUAACCCUAUCCCAGAGUAGUCAUGUUUGUGUGAGGUCAAGGCUUUUGGAAAUGACCCUUCUCGUGUUCUCCCUCCCUCUCUCGUUCUCUGUGGUGUUCAUGCCUUGCUUUGGUUAAGUGCAACCUGAGAACUGUACAUGUGUAAAUACUUUGGACGCACUCUGUUGUCUGAAAUGUAAAAGACUUGAAUUAAUGCAGUGACCAUUGUACAUCUUAGUGUAUUUAUGAAAUCAAACUGACAAUUUGCCUCCUGUUUGUGUCCUGUUGAUUGUCAUGUUAUAAAAUUGUACAGUAAAAAAAAUGUUUUUACAU
Molecule: messenger RNA, 4255 nt
Organism: Oncorhynchus gorbuscha (pink salmon)
Lineage: Eukaryota; Metazoa; Chordata; Actinopteri; Salmoniformes; Salmonidae
Product: E3 ubiquitin-protein ligase MARCHF6
Exons: 29
Coding region: 385-3963 (1192 amino acids)
Cellular component (GO): endoplasmic reticulum membrane
Molecular function (GO): zinc ion binding
Source: RefSeq, a predicted model, not a curated record